CUACAGUCGGCUUCAGCCCGCGCUCAUGCUGCUCCUCAGGUGUGAGUGCAUCUGAACAGGGAAACUCGACACAUCUCAUUCAAAACAGCCUGUUUCGAUCUUGAACUUCUCUUUGAGGCCUCUGGGGUGAUCUCUGUUCACGCAGACUGCUACACUUCUGCUGCAUCUGGUAGCUCAGUGCGACCUCCUGUACCUGAGGAAACACACUAGGCCGGGCAAGCACAGGAGGAGCGGCCAGAAAGAGGUGGAGCAUGAACUUUGACGAAAUCCUUGCUCAGAUCGGAGGCUUUGGGAAGUUCCAGAAGAUCCUGUACGUAUGGAUUUGUCUGCCCCAGAUCCUGCUGGCCUUCCACAUGCUGGUGUCGGUCUUCACAGGGGCUGUGCCCCCGCAUCUCUGUCGCUCCGAGUGGCCCUCCAGCCACGCUGCUUUGAGCUCCAACUUCAGUCUGGUGGCCGACCCUGGUGCUGACCUGGCCUGCUCGGCCCCUGGUCCAGACCGUGGCUCCCCACUUCUCCAGCUGAACGCCAGCGAUGCCUUGGCUCUCAUCAACAGCCAUGCCUCCGCAGGCUGCCAGGGGGGAUGGGAGUUCAGCAAGGAGAUUUUCCACAGUACCGUGGCAACCGAGUGGGAUCUGGUGUGUGACAAUGCCAAUCUGAACAACAUUGGUGCCUCUAUCUACAUGUUUGGUCUUCUGAUAGGGGCUGUGGUGUUUGGUGCCCUGGCAGACAAGUAUGGUCGCAGGCCCAUCAUUUUGGUUGGCUUGGCGAUUCAGACGACCUUCGGGGUCGGAGCAGCUUUCGCGCCAAAUUUCUACAUCUACGUCAUCCUGCGCUUUGUGGUUGGGACCACUAUUUCAGCUGUCAUCAUGAACGCGUUUGUUUUAGGCACAGAGUGGACAGGAUCCAAGCAUCGGAUGCUGGCCGGUGUCAUCACAGAUUACUUCUUUGGGUUUGGUUACAUCAUCCUGGCAGGACUGGCCUACCUCAUACGAGACUGGCGCAAACUCCAGCUGGCCAUCUCCGCACCCGGCUUCCUGUUCAUCUUCUACAUCUGGGUGUUGCCAAAGUCGGCCCGUUGGUUAAUGGCCAAUGACAAGAAUGAGGAAGCCAUGGACCUGAUCCGCAAGGCGGCCCUAAUGAAUGGAAAACCCCUGCAGGAUGAUGUGGAGAUAAGUCAGGGAUACAAAGACAAGCUGAAGCUGGAGGAGAAGAAGAAACACACAGUGGUUGACUUAGUCCGCACUCCUAAAAUGAGGAGACAUUCAUUGAUCAUUUUCUACCUGUGGUUUGUCAACGUGAUGGUGUAUUACGGUCUGUCUCUCAACAUCUCUGACUUUGGAAUGAACAUCUACCUUACCCAGCUCAUCUUCGGUCUGGUGGAGAUGCCCGCCCGCACCAUCACUCUCUUCACCCUCAACCGCUCCCGCAAGAUAUCCCAGCUGGCCUUUCUGGCAGUUGGGGGCGUCGCUUGCCUGCUGACCAUUUUCAUCCCUGAUGAACUUUCCAUCAUCAGAACAGUCCUGGCUAUGGUCGGCAAGUUUGGAAUCACCGCGUCCCUGUCCAUAGUUUACAUCUAUUCUGCUGAGGUGUUUCCAACGGUCAUCAGGCAGAAUGGGAUCGGGAUGGGCUCCAUGUGUGCGCGGGCCGGAGGAGUCCUAGCCCCCGUCAUUUACCUCCUGAGGAGCUUCAGUAAGAGCGCACCCAUGAUGCUCUUUGGCCUGCUCACCCUGCUGGGCGCUGGGCUGACCCUGCUACUGCCUGAGACGGCCAAUAAGCAUCUGCCUGACACCAUUGAAGACGUGGAAGGAGCCAAUCCGAGUGAGGAGGAGGGCAGUUCAGAGCCUCUCAGGUAUGAGCCCUGUUCCAAGAACCCUGACAUCAUAGCCUGAGGGGCCCUAAAGGCCUCACCCAGGUGCACGCCUGCACUGACCCAGGUGCAUGCCUGCACUGACCCAGGUGCAUGCCUGCACUGACCCAGGUGCAUGCCUACACUGACCCAGGUGCAUGCCUGCACUGACCCAGGUGCAUGCCUGCACUGACCCAGGUGCAUGCCUGCACUGACCCACCCACCUGGGGCUCUGUCUACUUCCAGCCCUCCUGCUGUUGUACUCCACACCUGUUUCAAGGAACCAGGCUACAUGUGUGGUGAGCCUCAAUGACUUUUCCCAACGAUGUUCAUUUUUAAACUGCCCCUCAGAGCACUCGAACAAAAGCAGUUUUCGUACCAGAAUUACAAAGACAUUUUUCAUAUACUGUUUUUUUUUCAAAUAUUUUUUAAAUAUUUUUUUCAUGGAAUAUUUAUUCAGGUGUUUGUGGUAUUUUUUCACGUUUUUAUAUGAAAAAGAAAAAGUGUACUUUAAACACGUAUUACUCAGUUAUGAUCAGGGCUGUAAAUAUUUUGUUGCUCUAUUUUAUGGGCUCAACAUUCUUACUUUCUUUCUUUUUUCUGCGAUCCUUUUACUGGUAAGAAUUACCCUCCGGUCUUUUUCACACCAACAGCAACAGAGUUCCUUCACAUCUAUCUUAUCGCUCUAGACGCCCCCCCCCCCAGACCAUCCGGUUAGACAGGCUCACCUUGAGAUGAUAAACGCCUGGAAAGCCCUCAGUGUAAGCCUGCUGGGUUGCCUGUUAGAUCCUGGCUGCCAGACUGGAACCAAGGCACAGAUAAACGAUGCAGACCAUACUCACCCUUGGCACAUACUCACAUGCUGACGUCAACGAUAUCAUUAAGGUGAAGUUAUCUUAACAGUGUUACCUUCAGACCAAAAAACCUCUAGUGCGAUCUGUUCAACUUACACAGAUAAGUACCGUGCACAGAUGAAAGUGUAUGAGUCAACACACUAACACAAAUGAAGGAGAGACAGAAACUUUGGUUGUUUGCCUGUGUCUUUCACAGCGUGUGGGGAUGAUUAUUACAGGAAUGUUGCGACAUCCUCCCCUGACACUUUUUGUGACACUAUUUCUCCAAACAGUAUAUUAUUUGACAAGCAUGUCCUACUACUGUUGUCUUUGUACAGCUUAGGAGCUGAAAGGGUUAGAGUCAGGGUUAGGCUAACACUAACUCUGAAAGCUGCUGUCAGUGUAUCGGGGUCUAACUGUAUACUGCCACCCUGUGGCAAAAGUAUAAAGUGUAUAGUAUAAAGUGGUACUACUCUUUUUUUUUUUUUUACAGCUGAUGAGAAAAGUACUGAAUGACAGCUAUGGUCACAUUAGUUUCAUGUUACAUUAAAUUAUAUUUACAGCACAUUUGUUUUUUAUGUAUGGUUUUGAGUGCAAUCAGUUUUUUUUAUGAAUUCAUACAGAUUUAACAUACUAUUUUGACAAUCUCCCAGUCAAUGACUAGGAGAUUGUAUCUAUGCUGUGAGAAUAAAUGUAUCAAACUUAACCAUGUAAUAAACUUUU
Hypomesus transpacificus is the source of this 3402-nucleotide messenger RNA. RefSeq lists its product as uncharacterized. Gene Ontology annotation, biological process: transmembrane transport. Gene Ontology annotation, molecular function: transmembrane transporter activity. Bases 252 to 1889 code for a protein of 545 amino acids. Gene Ontology annotation, cellular component: membrane. NCBI's taxonomy places the organism in Eukaryota, Metazoa, Chordata, Actinopteri, Osmeriformes, Osmeridae. The transcript has 10 exons. The record is from RefSeq and is a predicted model, not a curated record.